This is a messenger RNA of Ostertagia ostertagi, 816 nucleotides long. Lineage: Eukaryota; Metazoa; Nematoda; Chromadorea; Rhabditida; Trichostrongylidae. The record is from the annotation of a GenBank genome assembly.
AUGUUAAUCGUUUCCUCAGGUGAUGAACUAGACGAUCGCCCGCCUCCUACCGUCAUUCAUGUGGCUCCGUUUCGUGAAGACAGCCCAGAGUUCUUGGCCUUUGGUACCCAUGCCCAACGAGCAGCAGUGAUAUCGGCUGGUGUUGGGAUGUCAUUAGUGAUCUUUCUGUUUCUCUCAGUAUUUUUCGAAUUCGACUGGUAUCAUCAUGAAAAAGGCGUUGAUGUAGGGGCACUCAGUGAGUUCAAUUUCAUUCAAUUAGGUGUUGGUUUGUUAUUAUUCCUUAUUGGUGGUAUGCUGAUUCACUGGUAUGUUGUUCGUGGGAUAAAGGUUGGCCAACCACGCUACCUCGUCCCAUUCGUUAUCGUUUACACGGUGGUGAUUGUACUUGAGGCGGUUUUCUUCAUCUUCGUCAUAAAUCACAUAGUUGUUCUGAGCUAUUUGAAGACGGUACCUCCUCAGACGUCAUCGGGUUACGUGAUUGUAACGGCCAUGUUCGUUUUUGCAAUGGGUGUUCAAGGCGUGAUGCUCACGGCUGUGGUAAGGUGCCGGAACUAUCUUGAAAAACGUCAGAUCCAUGACUUAGAAAUGCGUGUGGCUGAGAAAAGUAAACUCCAACAUCCCGGCAUUAUAAUAGUGUUUGGAGCAGGAGAUACGGGCUCACAUAACUCAGCACCUGGAGCUGACUCGUCGAAUAUUACCACUGACGCUCCACCCUCGUACAACAAUGUGACUCAUGCAGCGAACGGUACUGCUCAUUCUGCAGCACCACCAGCCCCUCAACGAACAGUGCUGCAGGCGGAAGAUGGAAUUGUUUAA